ACUCUCAGUCAGAGUAACGUACUUGUUCAUGUGAGAUUGAUCGGUUCAGUUGGUUGUUGGGUGACUUGUUGACUGAAUGUGAAAUAUGCCUGAAGGGAUCGAUGGACCCCGUAUUGGGACCAAAAUUUCGUCUGCACUGAUAAUCACUAAAGAUCUCAACUGAGUAUCAUUGUGACCUAAUUCAUUGCUAAGAAGACGGUUGAGUGUUCACCUAACCCGUUUUCAUCUCUCUCUGGUUCUCAUCUCAUCUUAUUGCCAUGAAUACGUCCAUCGUUCAAAACAUAGAUCUGAUGGCUGAGGAGCAAUUGGAUUGCCCAGUUUUCUCCGAGGCCAGCGGGCAUGUCCUCGACCGAUUCUCGUUUUGGGUCGAGGGAGUGAUUCUGUGUGUGUUUGCAGUGGCUGGAAUCAUUGGCAAUUCGAUAUCAGCGAUCAUCCUUUCCGGAAAGAACAUGAGGAACAGCUUCAAUCUGCUCUUGAUUGCUUUGGCUAUCUACGACAACACGUACCUGUUCGGCAGUAUUCUGGAGAGCUUCCGCAAGAGAUUUGAUAUGCUAUCUGAUAUUCACAUCUUGCUUUUUCCCUACUUUCUUUAUCCGGUUCAAAUGAUAGCUAUGACGGGAUCGAUCCUAAUGACGGUGGCAAUCGCCUUGGAACGAUAUGUGGCUGUCCAUUACCCAAUCAACUACAACCUGGCCAUGAAUGAUUCCCGAGCCUUGAAAGCCCGUCUUUGUCGUUAUCUUUUACCCGUCAUCUGCCUAAGUGUGGCGAUGAAUGUAACUAAGUUCUUCGAGAUCGAAAUUCACUACGUGGACAUGCCAAACUCAGACACCAACACAACCAUUUCCAAGCCCGUGCUCAAUAUAACAGAAUUCCGAAUGAACCCUACCUAUUCGAUCUACUUCAAUUGGUUUCGUUUUGGGAGCUUGGGCGUGAUCCCGUUCGUGUUACUCGUGUUCUUCAACUUUCGGAUCUACAUGGACAUAAGACGAAGGCGUGCCCGCAAGAAGGCCAAUCGACCCACCUUAAGCCAAAUGAACCCCACCAUCCACGCCACUUCCCUGUCAACGCUCAACAGAUCCACGCCUCCCAGUCGAAUCUCAACCCCACCAAGAUCACGCCACCCUGGCCAAAUCCAGACCACCAAGUUCAUGUCUAAACCACCUCAAAAAAGCUUUUCUAACGGGCAUCUGGAAAUCAACCCUCAUGGGGCCGAGGUCGAUGAUGUGAGUGAGUUGAAUCAAAGUAUGGUCAUGUCACACAAUAGACGGUCCGGCAGCAUUCCACGAGACGACAUACAAGGGGAUCCGGACGAGAGUCAACCCAUGACAUCCCCGCACAAGGAUAUGCCCAAGAACGUGAGCUUUGUCAAAUUGACCAAGUCCAAUUGGAAAGGCAAGGUGGCCGUGGUCCAAAACACUAUCGUGGCCGCCAACGACGCUCGGCGACGGGUGGAGAGCAACUUGGCGGCUAUAAUGAUGGGUUACGUGGUGGUGUUUCUCAUCUGUCAUUCGCCCCGGUUAUUGUUGAAUAUUCACGAGCUGGCCAUAAUCAGGAAAGCCAUGGCUUGCGGGCGAAGUGGCCAAAAAACCUUUCCUUUGUGGAGUCUUGUUGUGAUGCAUCUGAGCCAUCUAUUACUAGUGAUCAAUUCCGCUAUCAAUAUUCUCAUCUAUUGCUACCUAAGCUCCAAGUUUCGCCAAGAAGGCAAACUUCUCUGGGAGAAAUGCUGUCGUUUUGGAAAGAGUUGCACCACGAGACCUUGGCCUGAAUGAAGUUAACCAAUCUGGAAGGACUCCGUCCAAGUCGAGGAUCCACUGAAAUGUGUUGCAAGCAUCAUGGUUACGGCAGUACCUGGGGGCCAAACCUUGCUUUGAUGAAAUAACACCACAAAACGGAACGGAACUAUUAUUUAACUAUUGCGUUUGCGCUCGUGACAACAAGCAUCACUCAAUUUCCAUGAAGCUGCUAUAUCUCUGUAGUGUUUGAAAACCAUUCAUGUCGAAUAAAUGAGACUAAAGAACAUGCAA
Tigriopus californicus is the source of this 2024-nucleotide messenger RNA. RefSeq lists its product as uncharacterized. Gene Ontology annotation, cellular component: membrane. The record is from RefSeq and is a predicted model, not a curated record. Gene Ontology annotation, molecular function: G protein-coupled receptor activity. Gene Ontology annotation, biological process: G protein-coupled receptor signaling pathway. Lineage: Eukaryota; Metazoa; Arthropoda; Copepoda; Harpacticoida; Harpacticidae. The transcript has 3 exons. The coding region runs from base 258 to 1769 and encodes 503 amino acids.